Messenger RNA from Bradysia coprophila, 7047 nucleotides. RefSeq lists its product as uncharacterized. Gene Ontology annotation, molecular function: nucleic acid binding. The record is from RefSeq and is a predicted model, not a curated record. NCBI's taxonomy places the organism in Eukaryota, Metazoa, Arthropoda, Insecta, Diptera, Sciaridae. Gene Ontology annotation, biological process: DNA integration.
GCGGUAAGACGAAUUAUUCAGUGUAUUGUGCGUUACAUUUUACUCUAUCCAUCCACUGUGAGUGUAAUUGAAUCGGUAGUGAGGUUUAUGUAGGAGCUAGAGUGCUCUGCUUGAAAGUUUUGGCGCCAAGCGUAACGGUUGGUGUACACAAAGAGUAAUCGCUUACCAAGACUGUUAGUUUAUUACUUACCGCUACACCAGUGGACCUGAGGAUUAAUUAAAACAAUUUUCGAAAGUUUCACGCAUUUAUUCAUCGAAUAUAAAGUUUUACGCACGACAAAAUGGAAAAGCGAGUAGCCCACCAGCGUGGGAAUGUUGAUAAAUUUAUCGCUUACUGUGAGUCUGUGGUGAAUAUGCCUCAACCGAAUAUCACCAAGGGUUAUUUAGAGGCGAAGACAAAAAUUAUCAGCGAAUUUUGGGCCAAGUUGGACAAGGAGAAUGACGAAAUAUUAAGGGAAAUUGAGGAAGAAGAGAUGGUGUCGAAGUAUUUCACACAGAGAGAGUUCGAGAAAGCAUUUACGGCGUACGACAAGGUGACCGUCAAGAUUCAAUCUAAAUUGGAAAAAUUUGAAGGUCCUGGUCCUCAAUUGGGUCCUAUAACAUUCCCUGAAAAUGUAACUGUAAGAUCCAGCGAAGGAGAUACGAAAUUGAAACUGAAACCAAUAGACGUCCCGAAAUUCUUUGGAGAUUACAAGAAGUGGAUUUCAUUCAGAAACAUGUUUGAUUCGAUGGUCCACAAGAAUGAGAAGUUCAGCGGUCUCGAGAAAAUGCACUAUUUGAAGACGUGUCUAGGAGGAGAAGCUGAAGAUAUUUUAUCGCAAUUCGACAUCACGGAGGAGGCAUAUCCAGAAGCCUACAAGGUGAUAACGAGCCGUUACCAUAAUGAGGUGAUAUUGGUGGAUACACACAUAAUGGAUUUGUUAUCGCAACCGAAGCUGAUGUCAGAGUCAAGUGAUGCUAUUAAAGGAUUAUUGGAUGGUACGGAGAGAAAUUUGAGAGCUCUCGAAUGGUUGAAAAUCGAUGUAUCAACGUGGGAUCCCAUUUUACUGCUACUAUUGGUUCAAAAAUUAGAUAGAGCUACGAGGCGAUUAUGGGAGCAGACGUUAAAGCCGAAAGUUAGACCUUCUAUGAAGGAAUUUCUCGAAUUUUUAGAUACGAGAUUUCACGCGCUGGGUUGCCAGCAGGUUUUUAAUUUUUCGAUCGAAUCAACGGAUAACUAUCAGCCGAGGUAUAAAAAAUUCAAAAAGAGCUCAGGAAACGAGCACAGUUUCAAUCCCGAAGAGCCGUUCCCGCCAAGAGUUCAUCAAAAUUUCCAUAACUCUUCUCAACCUAAACAGAGAAAUUGUCCUUUCAAUUGUGGCGAAGCCCACCAAGCAUCAGAUUGUGAGAAUUUCCAGAAAUCAAAUUUAGACCAGCGAUGGAGCUGGGUCAACGGAAAUAAGUUGUGCAAAAACUGUUUGAAAGGUCACCUUGGAAAAUGUUCGUUAAGGCCAGGUUGUCAGAAAUGCGGAAAGUAUCACCACACUUUACUGCAUGUGGAGUCAUCAAAGAAUCCUACAGUCGCCGCUUCAACGGGUAAUAGCCACGCUGGGCGGCAAGGAAAUAAUACUGAGAUUAGGAAUCAUCACACUAAUGUGCAACAAGAGCUUAAUCAAUUGCAACAGCGAAACGAAAUCGAGAGUGUGGAUCGUGUUGUGUGGGACGAACCGAUUAUGUUGGCAACGGCAAUAGUGCUGAUACGAUCAUUACGAGAUAAUCUCUUUUAUCCGUUCCGGGCACUUCUAGAUCAAGCUAGUACAGCAUCUUACGUUUGCGAAAAUGUGGUACAGUUUCUAGGGCUACAGAAACAACCAGUUAUUGCGUCGACUAGUGGUCUGGGAGGUGUUACCACAGGCAACAUAAAGUCUAUCGUUGAAUUCGAGCUAGGAUCGAAGCGCAACCACUCGUUCAGCAUGUUAACUCAAGCGCCAGUAACCAAAAAGAUCACAAGUCCAUUACCGUCAACGAUCUUGCGGAAAGCUGAAUGGGACCACAUCAAGGAUUUGCAAUUAGCAGACCCCGAAUUCAAUGUACCUGCGAAAAUAGACUUACUAUUAGGUGCACCGGUUUAUGGAUAUUUGCUAUUACCAGGACUGAUUAAAUCGUCACCCAUGUAUCCGGUUGCCCAGAACACUGAAUUCGGCUGGAUAUUAUCAGGAGCCACGAGACCUCAAGAUCCAGUGCAGCACAAGAUCACCAAUUUCCAUCUGAAACUAGAAUUAGAAGAUCAACUAAAGAAAUUUUUUGAUCAAGAAGAGGUGUCAAAGGAACGGAUUUUAACGCAAGAGGAAGUUCAAUGUGAGAAAAUUUUCGAGGAGACCGUACAAAGGCGAGAUGAUGGCAGGUUCGUUGUGGCUUUGCCGUUUAAAGGAAAUCCGAAGUCGCUAGGUGCGUCAAAGGGGCAAGCAUUUUCGCGUUUAAUGAAAUUGGAAUCGAGAUUCAAGGCCAACCAGGAAUUACAAGAAGAGUACGUUAAAAUUCUCAAAGAAUACGAAGAAUUAGAACACACAUCGGUUAUAGGCGAGUUAGAUAAAUCGACAGAGUCGACAAGUUAUUACCUUCCACAUCAUGCAGUGUUUAAACCAGAAUCGACGACAACGAAAACUAGAGUGGUGUUCGAUGCUUCGGCAAGGACGACAAGUGGAUUGUCUCUCAACGAUUUACUGAUGACGGGGCCCACACUUCAACAAGAUCUGAUGUCAAUAUUGCUAAGAUGGCGAACACAUCGUAUAUCAAUUAUGGCUGACAUCGCAAAGAUGUACCGGCAAGUAGUGGUGAGAAAGGAGGAUCGGAAAUACCAAAGAUUUCUGUUCAGAGAGAAGAUAAGGGAUCCGAUUUUGGAAUAUGAACACAACAUGGUCACGUUUGGCAUAACCGCGGCAACGUACUUAGCAGUGAAGGCAUUACAGUACCUGGCGAAAAUCGAAAAAGAUAAUUACAAAGAAGCGGCCGAAGUCGUUAUAAGAGAUUUUUACAUGGAUGACUGCAUGUCAGGAGCCGAUACAGUUCAGCAAGCAAUUCGGUUGUGCAAAGAUUUGAAAGAGUUAUUGGCCAAAGCUCAGUUUCCAUUACGGAAGUUUGUAUCUAAUUCCGCUGAAGUACUGGAGAGUCUGCCAGAAGCAGACAGAGAAUUGAAAUUGCCGUUGGAAAUAAACCUCGACAGUAAUAUAAAGACAUUAGGGAUCCGAUACGAACCCACAACGGAUGUAUUCAGGUUCAAGGUGAAUCUAGAAAAAGCCAAGAUACCACCAACGAAGAGGAGCAUGUUAUCAGAAACAGCUUCCUUGUUCGAUCCAUUAGGAUGGCUAGCUCCUGUAAUCGUCAGAGCUAAAAUUAUGUUCCAAGAUUUAUGGAAAGAAGGAUUAGACUGGAAGCAGGAAUUACCUAAAAAUAUAGCUAGUGUUUGGACAGAGUUCAGAAACGAAUUGCAUCAGUUGGAGAAUAUUCAAAUCAACAGAUGGAACCAUUUUGGCGCAGGAGUAAAGAAAAUCGAGAUUCACGGUUUUUCUGAUGCAUCAGAGAAAGCUUAUGCUGCGGUUAUAUAUUCUAGGGUCGUCAAUCAAAAUGAUGAAAUACAUAUCACAAUGCUGACUUCAAAGACUAGAGUCGCACCAAUCAAACAAAUAACGUUGCCACGCCUCGAAUUAUGUGGAGCGGUACUGUUGACGAAUCUAAUUGAAAACGUUCAAAGGGCAUUAGGCACGAAUAACGAAAAUGUGCAUGCAUGGACGGAUUCGACAAUAGUAUUAGGAUGGUUACGAACAGAUCCAGCCAAAUUAAAAACAUUUGUAGCAAACAGGGUCGUCGAAACACAUAAUGUGUUGAACAUUAAUCAAUGGCAUCACAUCGAAGGGACGAAAAAUCCAGCUGAUUGUGCCUCGAGAGGUAUAAGUCCAGGAGAACUAAAAAAUCACAAAUUAUGGUGGGAAGGAGCGGAAUGUUUAAAGGAACACAGAGAAUCUUGGGAACAAAAUUUACAAUUGCCACCAGUUACCUUAGAAUUGAAGAAGAAAGUCGUGUCAACAUUCGUGAUAACACCUCAUAACGAUUUCGAAGAUUUAUUCACGCGAUAUUCCAGUUUUAGACGUUUGAUACGAGUAACUGCGAUUUGUUGGAAGUUCGUGGAAAAUAUACAAGCUACAAGGGAAGUACGAAUAGCGACCCUUUGCUUAACGUUCGUAAACAAAUUACUGGAGAAAAGAAAAGGGAUGCAGUUGACCGUAACCGCAGAAGAUUUAAGAAGAGCAGAAUUGCGUCUAAUUCGUUUACAUCAAGGAAAGGAAUUUUCCAGGGAACUGCAUCAUUUAAUGAAGAAAGAAAACAUAAAUCCGAAGAGCAAGUUGCUGCCGUUAAACCCUUUCGUAGAUUCUAAUAAUUGUCUACGAGUUGGAGGACGUUUGGAAAAUGCGAAUAUUGAUUACGAUCGGAAACAUCCUCUCAUCAUAUCAGCAGGUGGUCUCGCUAAAUUAAUAAUCGCGGAUAUGCACGAAGAGACAUUGCAUGGAGGAACUCGUUUAACAAUGAAUAUGGUAAGGGAGAAAUACUGGAUAAUCAAUUUAAGACGACAAGUCAAGCAGUGCGUGUUGAACUGUGUCAAAUGUUGCCGGUACAAUCAAAGGAUGGGAGAGCAGAUCAUGGCUGAUUUACCACCUAAUCGAGUCACAGAAUCGAUGAUUUUCGCCGAGACGGGUUUGGAUUACGCGGGACCGUUUAAUAUCAAAGCAUCCAACGUGAGAUCCCCCCCAAUACGCAUAAAGCCAACAGUCGUAAAUGGAGAAGUGAUAAAAUCGAUACCGAAGAUUCCUGUUUAUGAAGGAUAUAUCGCACUUUUCAUCUGUUUUGCUACGAAAGCUGUACAUCUCGAAGUGGUUAGUGAUCAGACAACGGAAGCAUUUUUGGCGGCUUUUGACCGUUUCAUUAGUCGGAGAGGCACACCAGAACGCUGUCAUUCAGACAAUUCGAAGACAUUCAUUGGAGCCAAGAAUGUACUAGCAGUUGAAAGCGAACAGUCAAUGUUGGAUUACAAUCAAGUGAUUAAUCAUGCGGCAGACAAGGGCAUCAAUUGGUCGUUCAUCCCACCUAGAGCACCUCAUUUCGGUGGUAUAUGGGAAUCAAACAUCAAAUCCAUGAAGCACCAUUUGAAGCGAGUGAUCGGUGACAUCACGUUAACGUAUGAGGAGCUGUCAACUGUUCUGACGAAAGUUGAAGCUUGUUUAAAUUCGAGACCGAUGUGUCAAUUGAAUGAUGAUCCGAACGAUUUGAGUGUGUUGACACCCGGGCAUUUUUUGAUCGGUAGACCGUUGAAAGCCAGACCGAAAGGAAUAAUGGGGGCUAAAGGAGUCGGAGUGAAAGAAAGAUGGAACGUGGUUCAGAGAAUUUACAGAGAUUUUUGGGAUGCAUGGAGUAAGGAAUAUUUGAAUCAGUUGCAACACCGUCCGAAAUGGCAAGGUCAGAAGAAGAAUUUCAAAGAAGGAGAUGUAGUUCUACUGAAAGAAGACAACAUAGCUCCUACGAGAUGGCCGUUAGCACGAGUAGUAAAAGUUCACUCGAGCUUGGAUAAAAAUGUUCGAUCGUUAAAUUGUGUCCGCUACCCAUGGACGGAAAUGAACCGUUGAGUGAGGCCACUAAGAACCCACCGACUGUUCCGAGUCAUUAAGCAAUUUCUAACAACAAAAACAUUAAAAUUAAGUGAGAGACUGAUGUGUGAAUGGAUGGAUAGAGAGUGAACAUGAACUAGUGAUAAAGAUUGAGACAAUAGUGAUAAGGACACGAUAAACCAAUUGGAACUUAAGAAGAAAAAUAAUUCCGUCUUACCGUAUUGAUGACCGCACAUUAACGUUCAGCCAGGCAGUAUUCAGAUCCAGAUGCAUAAAGUUCCAGUACCUUUAAGAGGGCCGUUUUAUAUCCCUAGUAUUGCCCAAUCAUCGUCAUUAGGGUGAUGCAAAAGGGAAGUUAAAGAAAAUUUCAUUUCACAAUUCACAUGAUGCUUACCGCAUAACACAUUUUCAAUAGAUUUGGUAGUAGCUGCAGUUUCAUAUUCCAAUGGUGGUAGGCAGCCGGGCAGUCAAUUAUUCCACUGGUCCAGACGAUCAACAAUUUAAUCAAUUGGUCCAGACGAUCAUCCGUUGGUCCAGCCGAUUAGCCGUUGGUACAGACACCACAUUUAUUGACGAACACUUCUGGGGAAAUACAAUCAACUAAAGAAUCACAUAUCAUCAUAAUGUUAGGAUCCACUUAUCUGAAGCACAAGCAGACGAAACAGUAUUCCAAAUUUCAGCAAUAGUCCCGACAUAACCUCAUUAAUGGCUACCACGAAAAGAAGUUUUUUUUUUUUUUUUUUGUCGCGCAAUUUGAUUACACGCAGGUUAAUUAGCUCAGUUUAAUAAUUUAACGUAAAGGAGCGCAUUUGGAAAUCAAUUGAAGUUAAUUGCACGAUUUAGUUUAAAGGAAAAUCACUGGACACUUCACAUGAUAAUAACGACGCGUUGCAACAUGGUCAACUGACUGACAGCUGUUUAGAUCUAGGUCACCGACACGUAUUAAUUGUAUAAAAAAAAUUUGGACGUUUGAUUGGAUGCACACUAACUUGUAGUUGUGCGAUUGUUGUUGAUUCUGUCAUUUUAAGAACUUUCAAAUCACAUCGUUUCGGGCUGGUUUCAACCGGGGUCGACUCGGCCAGUUGUUGCGAUGGCGAUUUGAAAUGUUCAAAUUUUAUAGCGUCGAGUUUAGUUUAAACAUAAAUGUUUCAAGUCGGGAAGUGGUUCCGAAACCGUUCGGUAAUGUUUGAAUGAAAGUGUUAUACUUUGUGAACUAACUGAUAGAAGAGCCAUCUAGCACUGAGUUUGUAAAUCGGCAGGUGAACUUUGAACAUAUAAGCGCGAAUGACUAUUAUGUAUAGUGUUAUGUAUAUAGGUUACAACGGAGGUUCAAUUAGUUUUAAGAUUCAUUCUGUUAUAGCAUCCAGUAGAUGUAAGAUAGAAACGAAUAAAUAUUGUAACUAUAGUCGAA